Alexandromys fortis (reed vole) is the source of this 1526-nucleotide messenger RNA. It is a transcript of the gene Elovl5, whose product is annotated as ELOVL fatty acid elongase 5. Gene Ontology annotation, cellular component: endoplasmic reticulum membrane; endoplasmic reticulum. Gene Ontology annotation, molecular function: fatty acid elongase activity. The record is from RefSeq and is a predicted model, not a curated record. Gene Ontology annotation, biological process: fatty acid elongation, monounsaturated fatty acid; very long-chain fatty acid biosynthetic process; fatty acid elongation, polyunsaturated fatty acid. The transcript is spliced from 8 exons. Lineage: Eukaryota; Metazoa; Chordata; Mammalia; Rodentia; Cricetidae. The coding region runs from base 176 to 1075 and encodes 299 amino acids.
GCUGCAGCUCGCUGCUCUUCCCGCGUCCGCUUGCACAUCCUCCUGCUCGAACGGUCCUGCUAUCGCCUGGUGCUGCCAGCCGCCGCUCAGACCGAGAAGUGAGCCACCUCCAGGAACUUGGUGGGUGCCGUGGCACCGGGGCGCGGCCGGGCUGCUGGCGCCGUGAGGUUUUAAAAUGGAACAUUUCGAUGCAUCACACAGUACCUAUUUCAGGGCAUUACUGGGCCCCCGAGAUACAAGGGUAAAAGGAUGGUUUCUUCUGGACAAUUACAUCCCUACGUUUGUCUGUUCUGUCAUUUAUUUACUCGUUGUGUGGCUGGGACCAAAAUACAUGAAGAAUAAGCAGCCAUUCUCUUGCCGGAGAAUUCUCGUGGUGUAUAACAUUGGCCUCACCUUGCUGUCUCUCUAUAUGUUCUAUGAGCUGGUGACAGGUGUGUGGGAAGGCAAAUACAACUUCUUCUGUCAGGGAACACACUCCGCAGGAGAGGCAGACAUGAAGGUCAUCCGUGUCCUGUGGUGGUACUACUUCUCCAAACUCAUAGAAUUCAUGGACACCUUCUUCUUCAUCCUCCGCAAGAACAACCACCAGAUAACAGUCCUCCAUGUCUACCACCAUGCCACCAUGUUGAACAUCUGGUGGUUUGUGAUGAACUGGGUUCCCUGCGGCCAUUCUUAUUUCGGUGCGACACUCAACACCUUCAUCCAUGUCCUCAUGUACUCGUACUAUGGUUUGUCCUCUGUUCCUUCCAUACGUCCCUACCUCUGGUGGAAAAAAUACAUCACUCAGGGGCAGCUGGUCCAGUUUGUGCUGACAAUCAUUCAGACGAGCUGCGGACUCAUCUGGCGGUGUAACUUCCCCCUCGGGUGGUUGUAUUUCCAGAUCGGAUACAUGAUCUCCCUGAUCACGCUCUUCACAAACUUCUAUAUUCAGACUUACAGCAAGAAAGGGGCCUCUCGGACGAAAGAGCACCUGAAGGGCCACCAGAACGGGUCCAUGGCUGCCAUCAACGGACACAGCAACAGCUUCUCUUCCCUGGAAGGCAGCGCGAAGCAGAGGAAGCAGAGGAAGGAUUGACAGGGCAGAGCCGAACCCUGCAGACCACGGCGUGUGAUUGUAAGCACAGUAUGAGUUGUGCCCCGACGCUCGUAACAGCUGCUCUCACUAUUCUGGCCUACUGUAGUGUGAUUUACGUAGGACCUUCCUCAUCAGUUCCAAGUCCCUAGAAUAUGUAUACAGAUUAUACAAGUAGGCAAACAACCUCUCACAUUUCUGGGCUCUCCUCGACCCCUGCGCUAGACUGUGGAAAGGGAGUGUUAUUGUAGUAUACGACACUGCUGUUGCCUUAUUAGUUCUAACAUGAUAGGUGCUGAAUUGUGGUUCACAAUUUAAAACACUGUAACCCAAACUUUUUUUUUUUAAGCGUAGACCAUGCAUGUGAUUGUGAAUGUGAAUUUGUACAAUGUUGUUAACAGUAGAAAAACACACAUGCCUUAAGACUUAAAAAAAAAAAAAAGCAGGGCCCAAA